Messenger RNA from Salvia splendens (bonfire salvia), 324 nucleotides. Its product is annotated as basic blue protein. The transcript has 2 exons. The record is from RefSeq and is a predicted model, not a curated record. Gene Ontology annotation, cellular component: plasma membrane. The coding region runs from base 1 to 324 and encodes 107 amino acids. Lineage: Eukaryota; Viridiplantae; Streptophyta; Magnoliopsida; Lamiales; Lamiaceae. Gene Ontology annotation, molecular function: electron transfer activity.
AUGAACUCCAUCAUUGCCGGAAUAGUGCUUCUCAAUGUGUUGCUUCACAGCAAUCCGGCACUCGCAGCAAGCUACGUCGUUGGGGACGCAACGGGUUGGAAGUUCAACGUCGCAGGCUGGGAAAACGGCAAAAGUUUUAAGGCCUGCGACACUCUAGUGGUUGAGGACAAGGCUAGCUACGAUGCUUGCGUUGUGCCUGGAAAUGCAAAAUCGUAUUCUUCCGGCAACGAUGUAAUAACUCUUGGCAAAGGCCCAAACUACUUCAUUUGCGGCUUUCCUCGACACUGCGGAUUUGGGAUGAAGAUUGCUGCUAAUGCUGCUUAA